AUGGGCAACGUAAUGUCUGCAAGUUUCGCGCCAGAGUGUACAGACCUGAAAAAGGAAUAUGACAGCUGCUUCAACGAGUGGUAUAGUGAGAAGUUUUUAAAGGGCAAGUCUGUGGAGAACGAAUGCUCUAAGCAGUGGUACGCCUACACAGCCUGUGUUGACACCCACCUGACUCGACAAGGUAUAAAAAGUGCUCUCGACGAGGCAAGGAAGGAGGCGCCGUUUGAGGACGGAGGAGCCAUCAAGGACCAGGAGUAA
This is a messenger RNA of Zygotorulaspora mrakii, 258 nucleotides long. It is a transcript of the gene MDM35, whose product is annotated as Mdm35p. The transcript has a single exon. Lineage: Eukaryota; Fungi; Ascomycota; Saccharomycetes; Saccharomycetales; Saccharomycetaceae. The coding region runs from base 1 to 258 and encodes 85 amino acids. The record is from RefSeq and is a predicted model, not a curated record.